Molecule: messenger RNA, 453 nt
Organism: Laetiporus sulphureus 93-53
Lineage: Eukaryota; Fungi; Basidiomycota; Agaricomycetes; Polyporales; Laetiporaceae
Exons: 2
Source: RefSeq, a predicted model, not a curated record
AUCAAACCACUGCAACAGGCUCAAAACAAAUGCCUGCGGUGGCUGCUCGGUGCCUUCCGAACCACCCCGAUCGACGCUGCCCACCACCUUGCCAGCAUCAUGCCCAUUCGGUGGCAACUCCACAAGAUCUGCGACCGUGUCGCAAUCCGCCUGCACACCCUGCCUGCCAACUCACAGGUUCUCGCUCGCCUCCCUCACCCCUGGCCCCUCACAACGCACAGGCAGACCAAGCGUUCUGGCGCAGGUGCGUGCAUUCUACUGGCAGGUCAUAGUCUCCUCGAAAAGUCGUGGGGUCUCGGACGGCAGUCUGAGGUAUACGAUGCCGAAAUGUUUGCCUUGGCAGCAGCGGCCACGAACGUCGCCGCCCUCCUGCCUGACCACCCUGACGUAACACACAUCGUGUUCGCAUCGGAUAAUCGUGCGGCUGUGGAGUCCGCAUUGGACCUCCGCCCG